CUUUCCCGACGGGUGGGGGUAGCGGAAGUGUACGGUACGGCGGCCGUAAUGGGACUGGAGAGUGUGUCUGUUAGGGAGUAAGUGUCUGCUCCGUAAGUCUUGUUUUGCAACGGGACUCCCUUUUUCGGUUUUGGCCGCGAAGGGAUGGGGACCCGAACUUCGAGUCUCCGCGGGGACUCCCGGCUAUGAAAGGCAGAGACUCGGCAGGGAGUUCAGCACCUGCCACCGCACGAGAACCGCUUAGCGCGGGCGGGCUCCACCUAGAUCCUGUUAUUGGCUUGAGUCAGAAGUGAAGAAAAAUGGGUAUGAUCUGUUUCUUUUGGAUACCAGAAAGGCAAGAGAUCUGAAAUUUCUGUGAGCAGCAUCUCUGUACUCUGCCUGUUAUCUUAACAUUACAAUCUGUGACAUGCAGCAAAUGGAUAUCCUGCUAGUUUUGCAGAUGUCUUGGUGUGUACUUUUGUCCUUUGAAGGAGUCUUUCACUUGGCACAAUCUCAGUAAAAACAGAUGGAAUGACAGAUUCUACCUAAGGGGGGGGGAAGUACCUGCCCCAAGGCAAAAAUUUAAAUAGAAAUGCUGAGCCCUGUUUUGUCAUCCUAAUCUUUGUAUAGAGACAACUAUGUUCCAUCACCUCGUUUGAGUAGGUUGGCUACUCCUUUGAGUGGGCUUCUCCUACAAAAUUAUUUAUUUCUUAGUACUUGUCUAGAUGUGUUAUUCAGUAACACUUGUAGUAGGUCCAUUUAAAUAAUGUAUGCAUUAUAUAAGCCUAUAUAGUUAAAGUGUUUUGCCCCCUUCAGAGGUGACAUAAAAUGUACUUUGAAAAGACAAGUGUUCCUGUACCAUUCUCCCCCUCCAGGAAGUCUGGGCCUACAGCCAAGAUUGUAGCUCUUAAAUCAACAAGUCUGGGCUUACUUGUAAACAUUGAAGAGACCGGGAAGAAUCCUUAUUAGGUUUCUCCAGAUAUCCCCUAGUAACCUUAGGAUUUCAAUGCGAAGAAGCAACAUGGAGAUCAGUCCUUGAAGCAGGAGACUCCUCCCCCCUCCGCCAAACUAAUACUCACUGCUAUGGACAGUGCAAUCACCUUGUGGCAGUUCCUUUUGCAACUUCUUCAGGAGCCUCGGAACAAGGAUAUCAUCUGUUGGACCUCCAAUGAUGGAGAGUUCAAACUUCUGCAGGCGGAAGAGGUGGCCCGUCUCUGGGGGAUCCGCAAGAACAAGCCCAGUAUGAACUACGACAAACUCAGUCGUGCUCUCAGAUAUUAUUAUGUGAAGAAUAUCAUCAAGAAAGUGAAUGGUCAGAAGUUUGUUUACAAGUUUGUGUCUUAUCCGGAGAUUUUGAAUAUGGAUCCACUAGCGGUUGGCAGGAUUGAGGGUGAUGCUGAGUCGCAAGCAGGCUUUGUAGAUGUUAGCAAUGCUACAAAAGACAUGGAGAACUGUGGGAAAGAGAAGCCUCAGUCCUGUGCCAAGUCCUCUAGCCGCAAUGAUUAUAUCCACUCAGGCCUAUAUACUUCGUUCACGUUGAACUCCCUAAAUUCCUCCUCUUGUGUAAAACUCUUUAAGCCAAUCAAGAUGGAGAACCCAACUGAGAAACUGGCAGAGAAAAAAACUCAGGAUUCAACACCUUCAGUUAUAAAAUUUGUGACCAUGUCCUCCAAAAAACCUUCAGUAUCUCCCCUUGCCUCUGCUACUCAGCCAGCCUGUAUUAUAUCAGCUGCCUCUACCCUUUCUUCUGGUUCAGAUGAAAGUCUCCAGGCUUUGGAGUCUCUAAUAACGCCAAAAGUGGCUCCUACUGAACCUUCAGCUUCCUUGCCAAGCUUGACCACAAAUCUCACUCCUGCAACCUCCAUUUCUCCUACUCUCCAGGUUCCUCCCAGGUCUCCUUUGCCACCUUUACAUUCUAAUCCUGAUCCAGUUAUAGACUCUGAUACUGAGUCUGUGGCUUGCCAGCAGCUGGAGCAUUCUCAGAACCAAGUCUUUGAGUACAAAGAGCAGGCUUCUUCCAUGCUAGAAAAGGAGCUUCGUCAUAGCCGAAUUAGAAAGCCCAAAGGGCUGGAGAUUGUUCCCACUCUGGUCAUUACUGGCAGUGACCCAAGUCCAUUGGGAAUACUAAGCCCUUCUCUCCCUACUGCUUCUCUUACACCAGCACUUUUUUCACAGACGCCUAUUUUGCUGACCCCAAGCCCCUUGCUCUCCAGUAUCCAUUUUUGGAGCACUCUCAGUCCAGUUGCUCCUCUCAGUCCAGCAAGAUUACAAGGUGCUAACACCCUUUUCCAGUUUCCAUCGGUGCUGAAUUCUCAUGGACCAUUUACUAUGUCAGGAAUGGAUGGGCCCUCCACUCCUGGGCCUUUCUCCCCAGACUUACAGAAGACAUAGUGUAUGUUUUUCUUGGGAGAAGGGAAGAUGGGAAUCCAGUUUUUAAGGAGUGGUUUGUAAUUCCACAGAGACAAUAUGAACUGACUUGAUUUUUGUUAUUCCCAGUUCAAAUGCCUUUGCAAAAAUUCCUUUCAAGACAUAAGGAAAUUUGUAUGGAAACGCCUUAAUUGGAGACUGUUCUCCACAAUCUCUUCUCUCUCCUGCUUCUUUUGGUUUAAGGAGGCUUCUCUUGGUAAAGGGAUCUCUUUUGGGGGGGUGAGAAUGCAGUGAUGAAUCUGCAGCAACUGACAUCAGUCACAACUUCCUUUUUGACUGGUAACUUUUCACUCCUCUGCUUCUUGUAUAACAUCCAAAUAUUACUCAUCAUUGGAAGCUGGCAUUCCAAGAAAUACUUGGAAAAAUUUUUUUUUAAGGCUUGUUUUUAGGAUUGAUAAUUUCUCUUUUAUUAAUGCAGGAAUACAGUUGGAACAUAUCUCUUUGUAAGAGGAAAUGUUUCAGGAGCAUUUUAUGGUGGUAUAGAAGAGAACUGGGAAAUUUGUUAAGGCAGGUGUGUGUAGAUAAAGAAUAUGUAGUUGUGUAUCCUUUAGCAGGAAAUGUUUGUUUACCUUCCAAGAAUUGUGUGUACAGUACAGAAAUGCAUAGAUCAUGGAAUGAAUUGCUUUGGUCUUCUCGAAAGAUUUGGAUGUUUUAUGUCUGAUAAUUGUUUGGUAGGUUAAAAAUAUCCCCUAAUAUCUAAUAGAGAACAUUUAAAUUAGCAAAUCACGCUAACAGUGGAUCUCUGCAGUGGAUGUUGUGUGGCACUGGGGUAACCAUGUGUUUGGUAUGCUGUGUGCGGUGUUGUCUUGAUGCUUCAUAAUGUCACAUGUUGAGUUUAUAUUUUAUUCUUUAUUCUCCCCCACCCACUUCAACAAAUAAGGUACCCAAAGACAUGUUGUUUCUCUUGGUUCCUGAUACCUCUGGGUGAUCCAUAUUCCUUACGCUCCAGCUGUCGCUCAAAUUUCAGUUUUGUGCUUGUUGGUAUUCCAAAAACAGGAAGCAGUGUGCAGUUAUUGGAAAGGGUUCCUGUUGAUGAGGAGGGUGUCGGUGAGAGAGGGCAGGCUGGCACAAGCUGUUUUAUAGUCUGAAAGAGCUAAAAGUUGCUUUUAGGCUGCACUUAAUCUUGUGGCAAGGCAGUGGUUAAACCACAGGUGCGGUGUUUCUAGAUGUCUUCAGCACGAUGGUAGUUCAGACAUAAAUAAUGUGGUGAUAACUUUUAUGCUGGCUUCCUGGUGUGGAAGUCUUGCUUUUAUGACUAGAAAUGGAAAGUAUGAUGGUAACCUGGAUAGAUGUUCACACCGCUAGUGGUUAUCUCUCAAUAGAAAGAGAUGUAUAGUAUUUCUGCAUAAAUGCUGCCGUUGGCCCCUGUGUUUGCACGACCAAGUUCCUAAAAGCACCUUCAGACCUUUAGCCUUAAGUAGCUAUUUGAUGGAAAGUAAGAUAAAUACCAGGUGUCUUGUAACCUUCCUAUAAACAGGUGGUGUGGGUUUUUGGCCUCAGGAAGUGUGAACCAUCUGCCCAGUAAAGAUUAAAUUCAGAUUUCCCAUCAUGACUGUGGUGACCACUUUUAGUGGAGUCCUUCAGCAGCAGAGAUGGUGAAAAGCAAGCAACUGUUUGAAACAGCAACUCCAGUGCAAGAGUAAAAUUAGUGGAUUUGAUAGAAGUUUGAAAUGCUGUGCUGUGUUUAAGACCAGCAGGAGACUCUAACACUAUCAUUCAAGCACUUCCAUAAGAUCUCUGUUCAUUUCAAAAUGUGUAUGAGAAUGUCCUAUGGGUGAGUAUGGUGCUAAAGGAGAAGACGUUUACUGAUUUUUUUUCUUCUUCAUCAAAAUACAUCAACUAGAUUUUUCCUUCAUAUUUGUCAUGCACCACUCACAAGAACAGUCAAAUGUUAUGUUAUUGGACUGUCCUUCCAAAAUCACUCCUAGUAAGAGGAAAGGAAUUAUAUAAUGUAGCUGAGAACCCAAAGAGACAGCAGAAAAUGUGCUCUUUCUGUUACCCAAGGUGGGUUGCUGAUUCAUUUUCCAGAUGUGAUCAGAUAAUUAUUUAAAAGGCCCAUGUCUGUUGUGCCUAAAUUGAAUGUGCAAUAUUUCAUAGAUUCUUUCUAAUAUAGACUUGCAGAAAAAUAGCUGCAAGUAGUAAGUGAGAGUGGGCAUCAUGCAUUCUUGAGUUUGCAUGGUGGUUUGUAUUCUGCCUCUUGGGCUGAAGUAACAGCACUUUUUAACGGCAGCCAAUCUAGUCUGGCAUAUAUAUUGAGUAGGGAAGAUUUCAAAAUAAGGAUUUUUUUUUUGGCUUCGCAUUUCUUCUAAAGGAAUGGCAACUAAACUACUUGUUCUUUGUCUCCUUUCUCCUGCUGCCAAAGGGAAAAGGCAGGGUAUCUUUCUUCAGAUAUAAACUUUCUUGUGUGGUAUGUGGUGCACUGUGCAGUACAUAUACUUAGACAUAGAAGUGAACCAAAGCUUAGGUCAUCUUGGUAGCAGUUUUGCUUACCCUCAUUUCACAAUCUAGCCCUUCCAGUCUCAAAAAGCUGCACUCCUGUAAGAUGGCUGGUUAUCCCAAGCUUGAGGCAUGAGUAUUGCUCUUCUGUUUCUAGUGACUUGAUAGAACUCUGUGGCUUCAUUUUAUGGAGGCUUUGCAUUGUUGUGUGGUCUUGAAUUGCUCCCUGCUUUAUCCUUGACCUGGAGGCCAUUUGAGGCUUUAUAGGUAAUGACUGCCUCGUGCUUGAUGGAUGCUUUCCAUUUAGGAAUGAAAGCUGUCGGGAGCCAGAAUUGGGGGUGGCUAAUGCAUUUGGCACUGCGGAUUACAGUCUGUGGCACUGCAUGUUCAAUCUUGCCUCUAAAGCUAAAAGUCUGAUUUAAAAAUAAAUCAUUGUAUCGGUACAAGAUUUUGUAUACUAGGUUUCAUACAGUCCUCCUUCUUGACUGUUGACCUGCUCUUGUCUGCUUAUAAUGACCUUUUUUUAAAAAACAACAAAAAACAAAUAGUGGAUUUGUGCUGUUACACCCAUUCAACUAGACACCUUUAAUGUGUUAUAACAGUUAACCCAUUGUCAUGAAGGGAACACACAUACACCCUUCUCAUGCCAAGAAGAAAUUAGUGCUGUACUGUUUUCUCAGAGAGUUCUAGUAGAUUUGGGGUUUAAACGCUGCAAGGUUUCAGAAGAGAUACCCAGCUUAUAUAGAUAUUUUGGGUGAUAUUGAAUGUUAGUCCUACUCAGAGUAGACCCAUUUAAAGGGGUAGAUAUGACUAACUUAGGUACAUUCAUUUCAGUGGGUCUUUUCUACUAGAACAUGGUUGAAUACAACCCAUGGUGUUUGUGUUUCAGCCAGAUUCAGGGGUGGACAGAGCUUAUUACUUUUAAUCACAUUCUCUUUUUGUGAUAGUUUAACUGUUGAAAACAUCAGUUUUAAACAAGAAAUCUUUAUUAUGCUUUCAACUGUUUGUGGAAACUUAAGUUCGUUUCUGAUCUAGCUUCAAAAGUCUGAUUGUAUCUUUGUAUGUGUACUCUGCUGAUAAGAAAAUAAUCAGUUGCAUUAUUGAGUUAAGGUAGUUAACUGUUUCUUAGUCACUUACAAUUCCUUUUUUGAUAGUGGGGAGAGAGCAAUCCUAACUUGUAUUCUGAAUAAUGUAUUGGUAUGAAUUGGUAUCUGUUGGUUAUUCAUUCAUUUUGGCACUCUUGGGGUAACCAAAAGUAUUCAUUUAUCUGCUUGAGUUGUUGCUAACUAUUUUAUUGCGUUUUUAUAUGUAAUUACAUGUAAGCACGUGUUCACACAGCACAUUUAUGUUGUAUUGAGAGGACUGUUGCAGUUCAUUCUUAGAACAGAAAUAUUCAUUUAGCAAUGCUCAGAAAAUUAAAUUUUGUUUUUCCAAGUUUGUAAAUAAGCAGCAAGGACUUCCUUCUCUCUUUUCUUGGUUCCCCAAAGUGUGUGUAUUGGGUUUCAAUCAUCAUUCAAGGUCUGCACUGAGUUUUACUGUAGUUGAUAUUGAAAUGAAUUGUGAGAGGGAAUGACAAAGCCAUUACUAUUCAGAAAUGCCAUUUAACAUUCUCCUCUGCUGUCAGGACAACAUAAAUAGUAUUGGAAGACUAUUCCUAACAGACUACUAGGACUAACAGCAGACUGUUCCUAGUCUUCUGAAGACUAACUCACAGAAGCAUGAUCUAACCUAGUGCAGCUGAACACAACAGUUCUGUAUUCUUGCCAAUAUUUGUAACCAUUUUUCUUGUGGGGAAAGUGCUAGGCUGAUGUCUGUGGCAUUGGAGAAAACUGUGCCGUGGUCCUUAAGGGCUCUAGGUGCAGGAGAGUAUUUAAUACUGACAUCUCUACCCCCCCCAAACGCUUUGGAAGCUGUGGUGGCUAGACCUAUGUUAGUAGGUGGAGGGGCUAUUUUCUGUACUUUGAUUACCUCACAUUAUGAUUUGUUUUGUUUUUCGUAUGUUGUAUAUCUUACUAUACGUUGAGAUGCUUGUGUAAGGUGACUAAUAAGCUUAAUAAAUAAUAAUUCCCAGCUUGCUAAAUCAUAGGUUAGGAGCACCGUUGUCACACACUCUCUCCUUGCCCCUCCUUGCCCCUCUCCUUGCUUUCUUUCUCACCACUUACUUCCUAGUAUAAUUUAGGUGUUACGGCCAAAAUGGGGAACUGAAUGUCAGUUUGCCCACCCCACCCAUCAGUUGUCUUCAAACUCUGGUUUAACAUCCCGGUUAAUGAACGGACAUUAAACUACAGUUCCCCAUUUUGGACAUAACAAUUGAGGUGGGAAUGCACAGUCUUGUCACUUGUUCCUAGGUGCUAAACGAUGGUUUAGCAGGCUGUGAACUCUGCCACAAAGCUAGGCCAGUAUCUACUUUAUGUUAAUGUGUUUUCCCCUUUAAUUCAGGGUCGGGCGCUAUCACAAUAAAACAUAAAUUCUGCAUUAAUGAUCAGUGAUGUAAAUCAGGGUUGGCAAACCAUUUUUGAGGCCAGGGCUGCAUUGAGCAGUGGCAGAACCCAAAGUUGCUUUCUUUCUAAAUUAAUCCCCCCCAACUGAGUGACUUUACCACUUAAUAAAUCAUGUUACUUAUUCUAUAGGAAUGGACAACCACCAUUCAUACCACCUUUCACUUCGUAAUUCAUCCAACGCACCUCAAUAUCGUGUGUGAUUUUCCCCUCUCUUUAACAAGCCACACUAUUUAUUCAUUUGGAUAAAUACAGUGGAUGUAGUAAAACUCGGGUCCAUUUCAAGCAAUGCUCACCAGUGUUUUGCUUUUAAAUUGGCAGCUUGCUCCUCCUCUGCAUUGCUCUCUGCUGUGCUGCUCAGCUAAGGUGGCUCCACGCAGAAAUCUCAGUGUUGCUCUGAGAUGCUGGUUCUGUCCAGCUGUCAGUGAUGUCUUCUGAAGAGAGAGGUAUUCGGCCCUGGGAGUAGGCGUUUUGGCUGCUGCCAAAAGCAAUCAUGACAGGUAAUCUGUCUUUGCAGUCCAUCAGCAGAAAACAGUUCAACUAACAUCAGCGGGAGGUUCACCUGAGUGCAAAAUAUUGUCAGGAACAAGCGGGUUUGGUGUGUAAGUUUAGGGACAAAACUAGCCAGAUGACACAGCAGGAACUAUCUGGCCAGGUCAAAAAUAAAUCUGUUUUCAUCAGAAUGGGGGAGGAGAAACCUCUGGGGCCCACAACAUCUUUUGGGAAGCCAUAUAUGGGCCACUGGUCAGCCACCUCUAAUGUAAAUUAAGCAAACUUAGCGAUCUGGCCCAGAUCUUGGGUUUGAAAGAAAUUUUGGAAACUGGGACAGGGAGAGAGAAUGGAGACUUGCAGCCUUGAAAGGAGGGGUGGGGGUGAUAGGCAAACUGAUCAUAUCUGCAUCUGGAGAAAAUAAACUAAUCUUUCCAUGCAGUGUCAGGAAUGCAAUGCUUUGUAAACAAUGUGAGUUUUCCCCAUUAACCAAGCAGCCACAUGGUGAGAAUAUCUUUUCCACCACCCAUUUCAGGGUGCCUGCCUCAGAACUGCUGCUUCAAAAGCUGUUUCCAAGCAAGAAAUGUAUUUCUUAUCCUUUGUAUACCUGAUUUUGGGCCAUGCAUGGGGAACCUGUGGACCUCCCAAAUGAUGUUGGACUCCCAACUCCAAUUCGGCCUUGGCCAGUAUGGCCACUGGAAAGGGGUGAUGGGAUGUUAUAUGGAGUGUCACUCAUUUUCCUGCCCCUUCUUUACGCCAUCUGGCAAAAUCUAGCUGAAACUGUAUCAUCAUAACAUUAUCUAGGGAUAAGUGACUGGAUCCAAAGGGACUUGUGUUAACUCAGUGGAAAUGUAGGAUCCCCCCUCGUGAACCCUGUUCCCCCCUACCCCCACUUGCUUUUGAAAUUCCCCUCAUGUUUUGAAAGCAGUUUCCUGUGCCAGCUUCAGGUCUCAGCUGCUGUUUGCAAAAUAUGAAUCAAACACCCUUUUUGAGAUCAUGGUACUUAUUAGUUUCAUGCUCUCUCUCUCUUGGCCAUCGUGUGUUAGCACUGUUCUGCCCCCCCCCGUGCUACAAAAUAUAUUAAUCAAGCUAAAACUAAUCCCGUUCUUAGAAAUCACCGUGCAAGGUAAUAUUCUGUAGACAUAAAUGACAUGGGCAUCUAGAUUGAUUUUUAUUAUGUAUGUUUCAAAAGUACUGUGCUUUGCAGCUGCAGCUUUUAACAUCUCUUGCACUUUCAGAAUUGCCAGCACUAUAAUUUAUCGUGCAACAUUAGACAUCUCUACUUGUAAAGUUAUAAUUUUUAAACUAUUGGAAUAAGACAUCACUUUCCACAAAAGUGUCAAACUAAUAAUCUGAAGAUGAAUUAAUGUGGAAUGUUAGAGAUGUGAAGGGUUGUUGAAGAAAUGGAAAGAUUGGGGGGGGAACCCUGUUUUUUUCUGGGCUUUCACAUCUCUAAACACUAUUCAUUUAAUUACGCUUAUCGUUUAAUAACCUGAAUGGCUGAAAUGGUUACAUGUUGCCACAUGAUCUGCCAUUGCCUCUUAACACAAAUAAGCCUUUGCUUGCCAAUGGCAGUCAAGCUUGCAAAUUAGGCCUAUGCUUUGUUUUUUUGUUUCAUGUCACAUGAUAGCUGGCACUUGAACUGAACAAGUGACUUCAGUAACACCCUCAGUGUUGCUCCUAACAAUUGCUGUUCCAUCAACACGCUUCCUCUGAAGUGAGAGGUUUGAUUUAGCCAGUGAUAGACCUCUGUUCCAUGAAUUAAUUUCAUCCCGUUAAAGCUAUUUAAGCCAUUAGCUAUCAGAACAUCUUGUGACAGUGAACUCAUAACAUAAAUGGAGCACUAUAUUAAUAACUGGAAGCUUUUAUUUUCAGGCCAUCUUGACAUGUGGGAGUCUUUAGAAAGUCUGGCCUUGAUAUGCUUUGUGUAAUUAGGGGUGGUGUGGUGAGCUGAAUAACACAGGUUUUUUUUACUUGGUCCUUUUUGAAUGGUGAGAUUUCUAUGGUAAAAUGUUUUAAAAUUGUGCCAUAGUGAUGGCACAUAGCACCAACUUUUAAAUGCUACAUACUCGAAGAUUUUUUUUAAAGACUACUUUGUCAACCUUAUAUAGAAAAGUCAUGUUCUAAAGAAUGUUAAAAAUAUCACUUGUAGUUUUUACUGCUGUGUCACGUCACCAGAGGGCCUUAUGUAUAUCACAGUGCUUGUGAUAGGUACAGUAGAUUACUUCAUGCUUCUCUGUAUUGGUAGUUAAUACAUUCAUGCAUCUUUAAGAAUUCAAAGGAGACAGCUAGAAACUGGGAGGUAAUGAGGGAAGCUAGAAUAUAUUGGUAUAGCAGGAAAUACUUAGCAAAUGAAAAAAACCAGAAUUAGUAUUGGGAAGGAGCAGGUGACUUUUCAUAAAUUCCAGUACUGCAAAAUACUUACAACUUCGACCAUCUAGUGUACUGGUCUUCAGCUAGUGGGUCAGGAGCCACUAUUGUGUUGUGGCCUUAUCUGAGGUGGAUAGCAACAGCAGCACUACAACCAUACAAAUAUAUGGUAAAAAAUUAAUGGUGGUGUUCAUUGAAGAGUUCCAUUAGGGCAAGGAUUUCUGUUUGUGCAACAGAAUGUCUCCCUGCCCUGCAUGACCCCCAAACCUUCCCCAGAUCUGCUCUGGAGCUUUUGAGGAACCUCUAGAACACAUGUGGGAGGGGAAGUUCCAUUGCACGGCCAGGAGUUCUUGCACUAAUGGAGCUGCUUUGAUGGAUACCACCCAAUGAAAUGGGUUUUCAAGUGUGUUUUGGGGUUAAAAGGUGGGUCUGGGUCUGAAAGGGCCAAAGGCUCCAGAGAGAGAGGGGUGUGUGUGGGGGGGGAGAGAGAGAUUGAUUGAUUUUGUGGAGGAAGAACAAGUUUGGAGGCUCUUGUUGAAUUUGUUAAGAGGGCAGAUCAUGUUCCUGCAUUUACCAUUGUAUGUAGAAGAUCAUACACCAUUCCUUUCUCCCCUCCCCUUUCUAAAUGGCUGCUGUUUGUAAAGUCUCUGCUUUUAUUUAAUAUAGUUCUGGCAUAAAAGUAGAACUGUCUUGAUUCUUCAGUUUAAGUCUCUGCUUAAUCAUCUUCCUAGCUAGUGCGGUCCUCAGCCUUAUUUUUUCUACAAAAAGUAUUACAGCAGGCUUACAGAAGGGAAAUAUUCCUUUUAGUCCCAUGCAGGAAUAAAGCCCCUACCCUCUUUCCAAGGCUGUUGCACUUACUGCUAGUUGAAAUUAAAAUUGGCUACAGCUAUUCCUCCUGGUAAGCUCCGUGCUAAUACAGAGGACCUUGGGUUUGCAUGGGUGUUUUGCAACAUCUGUGUUAUCUCAAAUAUCCAGGGGUCUUUGUUGGUGCAUCUUAAAAUGAAUACAACACACAAGCCUCCAUACACAUAUGGUAUCUGAAGGUUUGGCUGUCUGAUCAGGAUGUUUUUUAAUAUUUGGAAACUAAAUGUGAAGUUAAUGAGGGAGAAUAGGUUCUGAAGUCUUGUUUCCAUUUUUUAAAAAUGGAAAAUGCAUAUCUUUAUAUAUAUAUAUAUAUAUAUAUAUAUAUAUAUAUAUAUAACCAGUAUGUUAAUGUUAUUGUGUAAAAUAUUGCUGGUAUGUAAUGCAAUUGCAUAAUAGCCAAAGUUCUAAGUAACUUUUCAGUGUUAUUGUCUUGACUAUAAGCACCUCUGGGUAAGAUAUUAGGAAGACCUUCAUAAUGUUAAAGUUGGUAGAAAGGGGUAAAAAUAUUUGCCUCUUAGGAAAGUUUCAUUGAAGGAGUAUAAUUCUUGGUCAAAAGGAAUCAAGUGUUCAAGGAAUUGCACAGUGAUGCCAUUUGUGUGGAUUGGUUUGCUUUUAAAAGUUGUUAUAUUGGAUGCUGCACAUCCAAACAUAAUGAAGGUCUUUCCUGAGAAAUCAGGUGACUUUUUCUAUUGCUUAGACUUUUGUGGAAAAAAAAAGUUAGGGCAAUCUUUUUUAAAAAAGAGUUUGGGGAAGCAUUAAAUAUUUUGUUUAAGAACUGACAGAGGGAUAUGCUUUGUAUAAUAAUGCAAGAUCGCUUUAGACAUUGUAGCAAAUCAUGUUAAUAUGUGCAACCAGACUUGCAGAACAAUUGUAUUUUUUUAAAUAAAUAUUUUUUAACAAA
Molecule: messenger RNA, 11964 nt
Organism: Rhineura floridana
Lineage: Eukaryota; Metazoa; Chordata; Lepidosauria; Squamata; Rhineuridae
Gene: ELK4
Product: ETS transcription factor ELK4
Exons: 7
Coding region: 1063-2370 (435 amino acids)
Biological process (GO): cell differentiation; regulation of transcription by RNA polymerase II
Cellular component (GO): nucleus
Molecular function (GO): DNA-binding transcription factor activity, RNA polymerase II-specific; sequence-specific DNA binding
Source: RefSeq, a predicted model, not a curated record